AUGUCUUCUACUCAAGCUCCCGAGGAAUUGACUAAUGCUGACGCAUCCAUCACCUACGAUGCGAUCGUUGUGGGCUGCGGUGUUAUCGGUCCAUGUGUUGCCACUGGUUUGGCCAGAAAGGGUAAGAAGGUUUUGAUCAUUGAAAGGGAAUGGACGAUGCCAGACAGAAUUGUGGGUGAAUUGAUGCAACCAGGUGGUGUCAGGGCUUUAAGAAGCUUGGGUAUGGUUCAAUCCAUCAACGACAUUGAAGCUAUCCCUGUCACCGGUUACACUGUGUUCUACAACGGCGAAAAGGUCUCAAUUCCUUACCCUCACAAGGGUGACAUUGCCCCUGUCGAAAAGCUUUCGGGAUUGGUGCGUGAUGGUAACGAUAAGGUCACUGAGGAUACCACUGUGCAUGUGAAGGACUUUGAGGACGACGAAAGAGAGAGAGGUGUCGGUUUUGUUCACGGCAGAUUCCUACAAAAUUUGAGAGACAUUGUUGCCCAGGAGCCAAAUAUCACUCGUCUCCAAGGUAACGUGGUUGAAAUCUUGAAGAACAAGGAGAAUGAAGUUAUCGGUGCCAAGGUAGACAUCGAUGGCCGUGGUAAGGAAGAUUUCCACGCACACAUAACUUUCGUUUGUGAUGGUAUUUUCUCUCGUUUCAGAAAAGAGCUAUCUCCAGAGCACGUUCCAAAGGUUGGAUCUUCUUUCGUCGGUAUGAGUCUUUUCGACGCUAAGAUGCCAACCCCACACCACGGCCAUGUCAUUUUGGGCAGCAACCAUAUGCCUGUUUUGGUGUACCAAAUUUCUCCUAAAGAGACAAGAAUUUUGUGUGCUUACAACUCUCCAAAGCUCCCAUCGGACAUUAAGGAGUGGAUGAAGAGCGAAGUUCAACCAAUCAUCCCCAAGUCUCUACGUCCUUCGUUUGACGAAGCGCUAAACCAAGGCAAAUUCAGAUCCAUGCCAAACUCCUUUUUGUCCGGUAGACAAAACGAUGUUAUGGGUAUGUGUGUUAUCGGUGACGCUCUAAACAUGAGACAUCCUUUGACCGGUGGUGGUAUGACCGUUGGCCUAAACGAUGUCGUUCUGCUAAUGAAGAAAAUUGGUGACCUAGACUUCAGUGACCGUGAAACUGUUUUGGACGAGUUGCUAGACUAUCACUACGAAAGAAAGAACUACGAUUCUGUCAUCAACGUCUUGUCGAUCGCGUUGUACUCUUUAUUUGCGGCAGACAGCAAAGAUCUUAAGAUCUUGCAAAAAGGUUGCUUCAAGUACUUCCAAAGAGGGGGCGACUGCGUUAAGCUCCCCGUUGCAUUCUUGUCUGGUGUCCUACCAAGACCAUUUUUGUUGACCAAGGUUUUCUUUGCCGUUGCAUUGUAUGCCGUUUAUAUCAACUUCGAAGAAAGAGGUGCUCUAGGUUUCCCAGUUGCUUUGAUCGAAGGUAUCUCCAUUUUGUUCACUGCCGCAAGGGUAUUCGCACCAUACUUAUACGGUGAGCUCAUUGGUUGA
This is a messenger RNA of Lachancea fermentati, 1491 nucleotides long. NCBI's taxonomy places the organism in Eukaryota, Fungi, Ascomycota, Saccharomycetes, Saccharomycetales, Saccharomycetaceae. The record is from the annotation of a GenBank genome assembly.